Molecule: messenger RNA, 10508 nt
Organism: Physella acuta
Lineage: Eukaryota; Metazoa; Mollusca; Gastropoda; Physidae
Source: RefSeq, a predicted model, not a curated record
UAACUGUGUUCUACAUCAAAUGUAAACAGCGAGAUCUCUUAUCGUUCUUGGCAGACAGUUUAUCUAGACGUGUGCUGGGCAGCAGAAAAAAAAAAAACAUUGGCUUCUAAAUGUCCGUUUGUUUCUAGUGAAGGUCUAGACAAGGGGACACUAUUCUAACCAGUUGGUUAUAAGGGAGUUUAUGUGUCUAAAGAUUGUGGUCAUUUCCAUUGGAUAUUUCGACAUAAAGAACAUCAUUGGAUAGAGGGAUCAAGUGUAUCCACAAUGGAUGAGUUCUGCUAAGUGUUUGGAUUACUCGACUCCUCAGCUGACCACGGGGGUCAAGAUGAUCCCUACACUCUAUCUGCUGCUCGCUUUGAGCUUAGCCCACCUGUCGUAUGGAGGCGGUGACCAGCUGUACGUCAGUAACGGCAGCCACAUCUUGAGGAUGUCCCGCCACGGGCAGACCUACCAGCCUGUGUAUCAUCAGCCUGGCGGUAAAAUCGUGGGGCUGGCUGUCGACAUCGGGGAGGAACUACUUUUCUGGUCAGACGUCGCGCCCAGACAGCGGGCUAUUUUUAAAUCUAGGCUGGACGGAAGUGACGUCACAACUAUAGUAACAGGUGUUGAAGAGUGUAACGGCCUAUCUGUGGACUGGGUGUCCAAGCACAUCUACUGGACAGACGCGGGCAAGAAGACGGUGGAGAUCGCCAACUAUAACGGCAGUGGCCGGCGUAUUCUGGUGGGCGAUGGUCUGAGUAACCCUAGGGGAAUCGUCAUUGACCCAGUCUUUGGUCACGUGUACUGGGCCGACCAGGGGACGAAGCGAAUCGAGAGAUCUCUGCUAGAUGGGAGUGACCGGAAGUUGCUGGUGGACAAAGACAUGGGCCAUCCCAACCAACUGUCGGUCAGCUACUCCACCAGGAAACUGUACUGGGUGGAUGUCAAGAAAAUGGCUAUCAUGUCAUGUGACAUUGAGGGCGGAGACCUGACGAGAGAGAGGGAUCUCCAGGAAAUAUCAGGCGGACAUCAUGUCUUUGGUCUUGUUGUCAUUGGCAACACGGCUAUCAUAAGCACCUGGUACAAGUCCAAGAUAGCCUCGACGUUUGUGGCCACACGAGAGGCUUUAUGGCGCAGUGAGAUGGUCCUCCAUCACAGCCCCCACCUCUACAGUCUGGCUGCAACCACACCGUCCAUACAGGCAGCUAGUUUCCACCCAUGCGGCCAGCCAGAGAGGGGUGGCUGUACCCACUUGUGUCUGCCGACUAAAGGAACAGCUUACAAGUGCGCAUGUCCGUCGUUUGGCGGGCUAGCUUUGAGCUUCAACGCUAAGAGUUGUGAAGCGCCUGGAGAGUUACUGUUCUUUACCCUUAAAGAAUCUGGUGAAGUCGGGUUUAUCUCCCUUCGUGGGGCGCAGUCUUCCUAUCUGACCCUCGUGGGUCGCAGCUCCCGGCCCAGUGCUGUAACCUAUGACCCCAUCAAACAGGUCGUCUACUGGAGUGAUGAGGAAGAUGGUGCCAUCUACCAGGCUAAUUUAGCUGGCACUGGAGAGAAAGAAAUUUUUCUUAACGCAACACAUGGGAUAGGCACAGUGGAUGGUCUAGCAAUGGACUGGGUAUCCAAACAACUCUACUUCACCAACCUAGGACAGUCCAGGCCUGGGUUAGAUGGGGCCGUUUAUUCCUGGCAUCGGCUGGAAAAAAUUUCAUUGGACAAAAAGAACAGGAGGACCGUGGUCAGUGAAGUUGAGAGACCUCGGGGUGUGGCCGUUGACCUGGAGAAUGGAUUUCUCUUCUAUGGAGACUGGGGCAAGCAGCCUCACAUAAUGCAAGCCCAGCUGGAUGGAUCAAACAAAACUGUUCUCCUAGAUACUGGCUUGAGUCAUCCAAAUGGAUUGUCUUUUUAUGAAGGGAGGCUAUAUGUGGCUGACUCUAACCCAAACAACAAGAGUUAUGCCCCUCAUCUAAUGGUCUUUGAUGCAGCGACCAAGGAAUGGACACCUCUGAAGAUCAGCAACAACUUCUCUAUUCCCAUGGGACUGGCAGUCCAAGGAGACACACUCUACUACUCUGACUGGGUCAAGACUGAGAGCCUUGAGGGCUACAUCAAAUCAUUUAACUUGAGGUUUGGUGUAGACAACAAUGUCAUACUCAAUGGCCUGAGACCAACUGGCCUGCACUAUUCACCAUUAGCCCGACCUAAACAAGAUUUGCAUGAUGCAGUUUGUGAGAAGUCAGCUUGCAGUGAUGACUGUGUUAGGACACCACAAAACAAAGAGAAGCCAUAUCAGUGCUUGUGUCCUGAUGAGUCCACUAAGAUUUUAUCAAGCAACUUGGCCACAUGUGCACGCCCUCAGAACUUCCUGUUGGUGGCUGACCUGAACACGCUGAAGCUUGUCUCCCUUGAUGAGGACACAGAACCAGGGGCUCACACCCUGCUCUACGACAACAUCGACUCCAACUUUGUGGCGCUGGCCUAUGAUGAGACCACGGACAGUGUCUACUGGAGUGACAUCACCAGGCAAUCUGUUUACUACUCCCCAUUUAUGGAAUUCAAGCCCCAGUUAGUGUACAAAGCGAAUCACUACAUAGAUGGACUAGCAGUAGACACAGACAAACAGAGGCUGUUCUGGACUGGCUACACCCACAAUGGCAGUGGGGUCAUUGCUAGACUUCACAUCCCCAGGGGACGAGAGUCCUACCAUGAAGUUAUAACUGGGCUAAACAACCCACGGGCUAUUCACCUGCUCCCAGAGAAAAAGAUAAUUUUUUGGACGGAGUACGGCUUAAAAAAUGACCCGCCUCGUGUUUGUAAAUCAAAGAUUAGUGGCAAGAAUCUUAAAACUUUGAUGGACCGGCGUUUGUUUUGGCCCAAUGGGUUGGCCACUCACCAGCAGAAAUUGUUUGUAGCAGAUGGAGCAGGCAAAGUGUACUCAAUGGAUUUUGAAGGGGGAAAUCAGGAGGAGUUAUCAUUCUUGACUGCACCAGGAUUGCACAUAUUUGGUCUUGUUGUCAUGGAAACGGUACUGUUUUAUUCUGACUGGUACACAAACAGUGUGUACAUGGUUGACAGAUACACUGGCAGAAUAGAUACUCUAGUUUCUCACUUAUCUCGACCUACUAGCCUUGUUGUUUAUCACCCAGCUAACCUUACAGUUGUAAACCAGUGCUUAAAAGAGAGCACAAAAUGUGUUGAGACCUGCAUUCCUGUACCAAGAUCAUUCCACUGUACCUGCUCAGUAGGAUCCAAGCUAGCCUCAGAUGGAUAUAGUUGUAUUACAAUGGCCAGUCCUUGGGAAGUAACAGAGGAAUCAAAGUGCCAAAGCCAGUGCCAUGACAAUGCUUACUGCUCACAACUAGUGCCACUCCUGGCAUACCAGUGUGUUUGUAAAGCUGGCUACGAGGGGGACGGCUUGACUUGCUCAGCUUGCCAUGAAAAUUUCUUUAAACCUUUGUUGGGAAACGAUUCCUGCUCUCCGUGUCCUAAUGGCUCCAACACUCAGGGAAUGAAAACAGCCACUCAGUGUUUUUGUGAGAAUGGUCAACAUAGGAUUGUAAACAAUAUUUGCACAGAUGCCACAACAGCAACUACAGUUGUAACAACAUCAGCUGAGUUCAGGCAGGAUGACAACAAAGAGCUGACAACUCUGGAGCCUUUUGUUGAAACUACAGAGUUGCUGCCAGCCCCACCAUAUUUUGAUGAGUGUCCCUAUGGCGAAACAAUUGUUUUGAAACUUCCUGAAACAAGUAAUCGCAUUUGGCUGCCCAUCACCUGGAAAGCCCAUGAUGCACAUGGAAAAGAACUUGUAUUAAAGUCCAAUAUGAACAUGUCUGAAAACAAAAUUCUCAUAUCCUGGGUAGCUAAUGGGGACGUUGGUCAGCAGACUGUUGUCCUAGAGGCUAAGGAUUUAUGGGGACAAACAGCUACAUGUCAGUUUCAGAUCAAGCUUGAAGAUUUUACUUCUCCGAAGUUCACCAGUUGUCCUUCUAAUAUUGUAAAGAAAACUCAAAUGAAUAGUGAACCCAUUAGCUGGGUAUUGCCUGCAGUUGUUGACAAUUUAGGGGAUCCAAAGAUAACUGGCACACAUGAACCAAAGAGUGAAUUUCUAAUUGGAACCACCCUGGUCACCUACUAUGCUGCAGACUUGGCUGGAAACACCGCCAAUUGCACAUUUAAUGUGACACUUAUUUAUGAGCAACCAUGCAAUUUACCAGAAAUUAAAAAUGGAGUUUUAGACUGUGGUGGGGAUGACCAUGAACAAUGCAACAUCAACUGCAAUGAUGGCUACAUACCAAAUCCAUUAGACUUCUUUCCCAGAACCUUCAACUGUUUAAUGGAAAGAAAUGUUGAAGAAAUCAUUAAAAUCAUGAAGAAACGGGAACCAUGUUUAAAAUUACGCCGCCCAACAAUUGCUCUUCAAGAAUUUAGUUUGACCUUUAGUGGACCAUGUCACCCUAACAACACCAAGAUUAAGGAGAUUUUCAAGGAAAAUGUAAUUUCAAAGUUGGAUGAUAAAAUACUUUGUAUGGGUGCUAACUGUUCUCACGGUGAUGUGGCCAUUGUUUGUGGACCGGUCAUCAAGAAAAGGCGCUAUGCUGAAGAAAAAUUUAAUAUUACUUGGAAUCUGACAAUUAGUUAUAUCUCACCAUCAUUUGUCACUGUAAGCAGUGAUGGUUUUAGUGCAGGGCAAGUUAAAAGAAUUGUGGAAGACAUGAAGCUUGAACUCAGAAAACUGCAUGGUCACCUACAGUUCUUUUUUGAGAAAGAAAGAUUUAACAUUGUUCCUACUAGUGUCAUAUACAAAGAAUUUCAAUGGCUUUGUUUUCCUGGAGAAAUGAAAAUAAUGGAUGGCUGUGUCCCAUGCCCGUCUGGCUCUUAUAUGAAUGAAACGCAGGAGAAAUGUGUUUUAUGUGCAGAAGGAUUUCACCAAAACACAUCCAGCAGUAUAAAAUGCAUAGUGUGUACAGAAGGAACUACACUGGAAGCUGGUGCUCAAAGUGAGGCAGAAUGUGUUACAUUCCCAUCAAUCAAUGAAAUGAGUAAAUUUUUAAUGAUUACUGCAUGUUCUUUUGGAUUCAUCUUCUUAUGUAUGGUCAUCUUCAUCUACCUGCAAUACAGCCACAAUCGUAAAAAACCAAAGGAAGAGAAAAACUUAACAAACAACCCUCGUUACUUGACACCUAAUGUAUAUGCCCAAGCUCCAGUUCCUAAUCAGAAAUGCCCUGAUUAUAUACGUGCUUCAUCGCGUGAAUUUUACGUUGGCUCCCACGAUUAUGAGGAUAUUGAUGGUCAGCAUAAAUCAACUUUUGAGACAUUCUCCCGCCGCCCACCUGGCUGUAGAGAUUCAUACGCCUCCUUCAAGGCACCAACUGAAAUGACCUUCUUACAGACUGGCUCUCCUAAUUCCAAUUCACUGAGAACAUCUGAUGAAACAUUAAUGCCCAAUUCUCCUAGAGAAAGUGCUAAAUCUUUUAACCUAUAUGGUGACAACUUCCAAUAUCCCAUUUCCCCCAAUGGCACUUUAGGAUCCUUUAAGAGUUCUCCACCCCCAUCUCCAUACAGAAGCUUGCACCUGACCACCAACACCCCAGUACUUAGAGGCUCUAGAGACUCACCUACACCUAACGCACAAACCUUGAGCUCACUGCUGGGAGAUGAAAGCCCCUACACCAGCAGACUCAUUCGUGACCGACUCAUCGACCCAGAUAGCCCUUACAGGAUUAUUACUCAUGACAGAAGAACAGGAAGUGAAAGUCCCUUUUUGAUGAACAGAAGAUUAGAAUCUGAAAGUCCCCAUAAUAUAUUGUCACUAGACACAGGUAACAUUCAAGAUUCACAUUACAGAAUGGUGAACAAAGAAUCUCCAUACAGAAGUCCAGCUUUACAAAGAGAACUAGCCCAGUCAUUAAGCAGAGCAACUCAUGAUGCAAGUGGGAGAAGUCCAUCUUAUCCCCAUGUCAUAGAUACUCAAGGCUCACUCAGAUCAUUGAGAGAAAAUACAAAUUCCAAACAGGCAACACUACCUAGAGAGGAGACUAGUGCAUUUAUGCCAGUGGGAGACUUUCUCUAUAAACGGCCACCUUCCCCACUGUCACCCCCAAUUUCAAGCAGAAAAUCAAAUGAUUCUCUUCAAAGAUCACCAUCAACACCUAGAGCUUCUCCUGGUAUGUCUAGAAAACGUAUAGAUAAUCCUUAUAAAACACCACCUAUGAAUCAACGUCGAAAGCCUAAAAAUGAAUUUGGAAUUUAUGAAUAUGAAUAUGAUUAAAAUACUUCAUAAUUAUCAGGGAAAAAUUUUAUCAUAAUUAUCAAGGAAAAAAAAUUUGCUGAUUUUGAAUAAACUUUGCUUGCUGUUUCUGAUAUAGGACUUGAGAAAGGGCUAUUGCAACACAAAUUUGAAAAUAUUAAAAAAUAAUAAAUGAUCUCAAAUUUUGUUGACCUAACAUGUUAACAUUUUAAAAUAUAUAUUGUCAAAUGUUAAAAAAAUUCUAACAACUAAAUAAGCUUGAUAUUUGCAUCAAUAGAUGGAGGGUCUAUCAAAAUUUUUCACUUUGAAUGUGUAGAAAAAUAGUGCUAAGAGAAUAUAUGUAUUUGACCAAUUAUUUUAAAAGCUUUUUUAAAAUUAAAUGCAGACAUGACUUGACUGUCAUUGAACAUUAUUUCUGCACAAAAAACCAGAGAGAAUUUAAGUAUAAUAUAUUCACUAUAAAAAGUUGUUUUGUUCUUAAAAAGAAUAUAAUCUAAUGUAAUUGUAAUUAGCUAUGAAGUAGUUGUGUUUUAUUUUGUCCAUCAUGUUUUCUAGUUCACCAGCCUAGAUAUGAAACAAAAACUAAUUUAGUAAGUUGUCUAGCACUAAAUGGUGUGCUGAUAGAAAUAAAACAUUAAUUUAUUUUUCAUUCAUUCCAUGAAUUAAAAAAUUACUUGUAACAUAAACUAAUGUAUAUAUUGAUCAAAAUACUUAUUAUAUGUAGAUAUUGUUGGCUCUUUAUUAAAAUACACUCAUUUUGUAUGGUUAAGGCAAGUGAUAAAUGAAAACAAAUCAUGUUAAGAGUUUCCAUAAUUUUUUAAAUGGCGUAUUUUAUUGUAGGAUAUUUUAGUGUUCAUUAUAAAAUGAGUGUUUAGUAAUCUGAAUGUAACAAAGGGCUUUAACCACUAAUUGUAUUUUGUAAUAUAUUGUAUUUGCAUGAAAAAAAAAUCAUUUUCUUAAACAUACUUAAACAAAAAUAAAUGAUGCUAAUGUGCCAAUCAUAUCACAUUCAUUAGAAAUUUAAUUUUACAUAAAAUUUAUAAAAUUUCAUAUUUUUUGCUCAAGUUUAAAUUUUUCAUUUGUUUCACUGUCCAGGAUUGUUGUAGGGUUUUAAUCUGUACUGGUAAAUAUUUGCACAAAUUUUUUUUCAAUAUUAGUUUUAUGUUAUAUUUGUAAUAAAGUAUUUCUAUUUGUUGGCUAAAUCGAAAUAAUGUAGUCAUUAGAAUAAGAACUAAGUCUAGGUGUGUGAAAACAACAAGUGAAGCUUCAAACACAAAUUCAAAGAAAAAUGUUAAAAAAAGAAAAACUGAAUAGAUCUAUUUUUAUUUAAAAUUUUAUUUCAAUCUUCACCAUUUGUAUUUUGAUAAGAUGUUUUUAAUGUUUCUAAAAACUUUCAACACUAGCCUGUGGUGUCUUUAGUAAAUACUUGUAAAUACUAUAAAUAUCAUAAAAGCAUUUUUCACUUAUCUUUCAAGUGAUUUUGUUCUCUGAGCCUUUGAACAAUAUAUCAUAUGUUUGCAAAUUCUAAUUUUGUGUCUUAAUAUUGUUAAUAUUUGUAUUUUUAAGGAAUAAAUCACUUGUUUAGUUGGGUUUUUAAAAAAUUCAACUCAUAAAUGCUACUUAGAUUAUUCUCAAUUUCAUAGGCUUCUUUGAAUUCUUCCUAACAAUGUAUUCUAAUGAAAGUACCUAGACUUUUAGUAGUCUCCAACAUCAGCUGUGUAUGUGUAUGUAAAUGUUUGAAAUAUAUCCAUUGUUUAUAAAUAUUGAAUUAUACAAUACAUUAAAUUGCUUUAGAAUUACACAAAUAAAUGUUAGCCAUUGUUGCAAGACAUUAUUACCUGUCAACCCCUCCGUUAUAAACUUCCCCUCCCCCUUGUUAAAAAACUGCAGUAGAACUACCCCUCUGUUUAUAAAUUGACCAUCCUAACAUUUAGCAUAAUCCUGAAGGAAAGGUAACGUUAGUGUUAGAGCUAAUGUGAGGGUUAGUGAAGGACUAUUUAUUUCAUAUUGUCAACCCAUUUCAGCCUUUUUUUUAGAAUAUCAGGUUUCUCUCUACACUAAUACUAUAUAACAAGUAUGCUUGAGAGAUUGUAUUCACCAUGGCAAGGGAAGUAAUUGAAAGUAGUCAAAGGGAGGUAACUGAGAGGGUUAAUGACUGAGGGAACUGACCAGGGGGGGGUGAUGUCCAAGACCAUUAAAAUAUAUCAGGUAUCCUUAACUGUUUAAACAAUUCUCUACUGCUGGUGGGUCUGUUCUUCCAACAUGACUCAAUCAAUAAGUAACUACCUAAUUUGUGAGCAGUAUUCUGACAAUGAGAUGUGCCUAAUUAUAAUUGGAAGAUGUUUCUAUUUGAAAGCUCCACUCAUAUUAAGUGAAAAUACCUACACGUAUUUAAGACAUUUAAAUAAAUGUUUGGGGAAUAAAUGCACCAAUUUUAGAAAAUGAUCAGGAGAAUCUGUAGCUUUAGUAAGUUCUUUCUCAAAAAGUUUUUAAAACUGAAAGAAAAUAUCGAUUGUUAUUAUUUUAGUAUUUGGUGAGUAAAUAUUUGGUGAGUCUAAUCUAAACUAAUUUUCCUUUUAGCAAAUGUACAUAUUGGGUUAAGUUAAAUAUAUACAUUAUUUAUGAGGAGGACAUAGGGGAGUUUGGCAGAAGAUUGAAAAAAAGCAAUAUCUUUAUGUGAAUUUUCAAUGUAAUUAACAAAAAAUUAUUUUCUUUUAAAAAGUAGUACAUUUCAUUUCCUUAACUCAAACAUGUUAAACAUAAUAUGACCCAGUAGAAAGUAUACUAGCCUCACAAAUGUCUUGCUAUCAUAAAUAAACAAAGCUUGUCAUCAAGUACUCGAUUUAUGCAUUGUCAACUUUUGCAAAUUUGGUUGCCUUAUAUAAAUAAGCACUAUAUUCACACUUGAUAUAAUUUCUAUGCAAAGUAAUUGCUAGAUUUGGUUUUGUAAACAGAGUAACUGUACUAAAGUGAUAGUUAUAACUAACAGAGCCCUAGAUUCUGAUUUAGUCCAGUAAAUUAUUUAUUUUACAAUUCAAUAUGUUGCCUGUUUUUUUUAUUUAAUCCCCAUUCAAAUUUUUAUUUAAGGAGUAUAUUUUAUUUUUGAAAAAUUUAGGAUAUUGAUUUAGUAAUUACUAUUUUAAAACAUUAUGUCAUUGCCAAAAAUAGGUAAUUGAAAUUAUGAUGCAACUGAUAUUUUAAAUGAUUUAAAUAACUUUAUUAAGCAUUUACAAAAUUUAGAAAAUACAAUCUAUAAAUAAUAAUGCUUAUGUAUAAUCUGUCUUUUUUUUAACCUGCUUUAGUAGCAUUGAACAAAUUAUGUAUACACUUAAUGAUGUUUACAUUGUUGCUUAUAUAAAUAUGAGUCAUUUCUUCCACUAAAUAUUAAUACAAAGAUGGCAUUUAUAUCAACUGUUUACAUUAUUUAUUUCCCUAAUAUUUCACUUUAGGUUUUUUUAAGAAGCCCAUGUAUAAUUCUAACAAUACAAUUAUUAUUAAUUUAGUUUUUAAAAAUUUAGUAUUCAUUAUUUUGCUGGCCCAUAGCUGUACUUGUGUAAAGAACUCUUAUAUUGACCUUUUUUUUAAUAGGUAAAGGAGUGAGUGGUCAUGUAUCUAUUCCUCUAUGGAGAGGAAACCAUUUCUGCUAUUCAUACUGAGAUGUCAGUGUCUAUUUGAUAAAGUAUGUUUAGCUAAUUUACUUCAUCACUCAAAAAAUAAAAAGCCACAUAACUCUUUUAAAGUUAAAACACAUUACCUUCCGUGUUAGUGGUCAGAUAAUGUGUGACCACACUGUGUAUUUACAAUCACAAUAGUUUCUUGUCUUGGAGUUUCAGCAUUAAAUCAUGCACCCCACCAAACAUGCACCCCACCAAACAUACAUCCCACCAAACAUGCACCCCACCAAACAUACACCCCACCAAACAUACACCCCACCAAACAUACACCCCACCAAACAUACACCCCACCAAACAUACACCCCACCAAACAUACACCCCACCAAACAUGCACCCCACCAAACAUACACCCCACCAAACAUGCACCCCACCAAACACUACAAUAAACAUGACCCAACUAAACACACACCACACUAAAUAUGCACAAGACCAAACAUGCACCAAACCAUACACACAAUCUUUUCAAUGUCACAUAUUAUGAUAGUAGUGAAGUUCUUGUGAAUAUAAAAUGUCAAUUUUUCAUUAUGGUCAAUUUUGUUACAUUUAUUACUAUGAUUAUUUGACAUAGUUCAGUGUUCCUUCCUGAUUCAUUAAAUAAAAACCAAAAA